UGUUCCAUUGAUGCUCUUCCUGCGCGAGAAAACAGCAGAAUUUAUCCACUUUGCAGACCUUUUUUUACACUUCUGAGCAGUCCCUGGCGUUAUUUACUGUAAAAUAAGCGAGUCCGGUUGGAGCCGGAAGUUCUUUAAACAGCGGGGAGAUGAGCACGGAGCGGCGGGAGCGCGAAGCUAUCUGACCGGGCAAAACAGACACUGUUAGCCGCCCUUCUUUAAGUCUCCAGCCUACUUUCUGCUUAUUUAUCCUUUCCGUGGGUAACAACUGGUGGUCUCCUGUGAGCUACCACUGGCAUGUCACAAUACACAAGCUUUCCAGAACCGAUGGAGGACCAGAACCCUUUCCAGGACCCAGCUGUGGCUCAGCACAGCAGCAGCACAGGAUAUGCCACUCUGGACCUUUACAACCCCUUUGACAAACCAGCUGGGCCUCCUCCACCAUACGAAGCCGCCUCUCCUCCACCUCCACCUGCGCCUGCACAAACUCCACCCAGCAGAACAACGCCCACAGAAACUCGAAACUACGGCUCCUACAACUCCCAGCCCGUGGUGAAUGCAGCCACAUCAGAGCUCCAGAGGAGGCAGGAGGAGCUGGAGAAGAAAGCCCAGGACCUGGAGAGGAGAGAACGGGAGCUGCAGUCGCACAGCCUCGGACCUGGAGCCACUCGUCAGCACAACUGGCCCCCGCUGCCUUCUUUCUGCCCCGUGGGCCCCUGCUUCUACCAAGACAUCAAUGUGGAGAUCAGCCAGCGCUUCCAGCGGAUUGUCUCCAUCAUGUACUACUUCUGGCUGUUCUGCGCCUUCACGCUUUGCUUCAACCUGAUCUCCUCGCUGGCUUACUUCUGUACGGACACCAGCACUGGUUCUGGCUUUGGCCUCUCCAUCCUCUGGGCCCUCCUCUUCACCCCCUGCUCCUUCGUCUGUUGGUAUCGACCCGUCUACAAAGCCUUCAGGAGUGACAGCUCCUUCAACUUCUUCUUCUUCUUUUUCAUUUUCUUCGCCCAAGUGGGCGUCUUUAUCAUCAUGACCAUCGGCAUCCCAAACUCAGGCUUCAGUGGUUGGAUUGUGAGCCUGGCUGCUCUGAGCAGAAGUAAAGCAGUUGGUGUGAUCAUGAUUAUAAAUGCCAUCUGCUUCAGUGCCCAGACCGCCAUGGGGAUCGUCCUGCUGAAAAAGGUCCACAGCAUGUACAGGCAAACCGAGGCCAGCUUUCAGAAGGCGCAGGCGGAGUUCGCCACCGGAGUCAUGUCCAACCAGGCCGUACGCCAAGCAGCUGCCUCUGCUGCCCAGGGGGCCUUCACCGCACCUCAAUAGAAGUGGACCGAGUGGCCGUGGAGGGACGAGGAGCGUGCGUUCAGCUUGAUGGAGAGUCAUAUUAAAGAAGCCAAGUCUAUUUAAUAACCUUCCGGUCGUGUCUAACUUUGAAAUCAUACAUGAGAUAUUGCCAUACUGAAAUAGCCAAAACAUAAAGACUGAUUGAAAAACCGCUGAGGUGGUGCAGUCCUAAAAAAAAAAAAAAAAAUUGAUAAAUGCUACUAUUUUGGACAGGACUUGCUUUUGUGUUCACUUGCUUAAAAAACUAUUAUGAUCUGUGUUUUUGGAAAAGUGCAAAAGGAAGCUGCACAUUAAAAUGAUUAUAUUUAAGGCUUUCUGUAACUGCACUUUUUUUUUUUGCUUAUGUGUGAUUAAGUUAAUUUAUCGUUAUAAAUGAGAAUACUUACUAACUGCAUUGCCAAAUCAUUUCCUA
Molecule: messenger RNA, 1747 nt
Organism: Nematolebias whitei (Rio pearlfish)
Lineage: Eukaryota; Metazoa; Chordata; Actinopteri; Cyprinodontiformes; Rivulidae
Gene: scamp3
Product: secretory carrier membrane protein 3
Exons: 9
Coding region: 298-1314 (338 amino acids)
Biological process (GO): protein transport
Cellular component (GO): trans-Golgi network membrane; recycling endosome membrane
Source: RefSeq, a predicted model, not a curated record